UGGUUCGCCGAUAGCAUGGUUUUCACGCCCCUCACCGCAAUGUGGGGGAGCUAAGACUAGUUAACAUAAAACUACAAAAGCAAAAGAAUGUAUUUAUAAAUUCAUAAACAAGCUACAAAAGACAAGCCUAUGAAUCUCAUGUUAAUAUUGGCCAGUAUCCUUCAAAAUGAUCAACAAUAUUCCUUGUCUUGGUGCAUAAAUAUCAGGCCUUCAAUUCAAUUUUCUAACUUAUUUAUAACUUGUGUAAUUACAAAUUUGUUCAUGUAAAAUGGAUACAGAUUCACCAACAAUAUACAGAUUUGAGAUCGAACAACCUCCUUCGCCGAAGAAAAACAGGCGUGCUUUAAGUCAAACUCUUACCAGAGUGUUCUCCGAGGACUACAAGAAGAUCGAAGGGAGUAUAUUCGAUCCUCGAGGAGAGCGUGUGAAGCAAUGGAACAGGUACUUCUUGGUGGCUGCACUUAUUUCCAUCGCCAUUGAUCCUCUUUUCUAUUACUUGCCUGAAGUAAAUGUGGAAGAGAUGUGCAUGGAUGAAGAUACUUCCUUGAAGAUAACUCUUACUGUCAUUCGGUCGAUUGUUGACAUGUUCUACGCGUAUCAUAUCUACGUGCGGUUCAGGACUGCGUACGAUGCACCUUCGAUGCGUUUGCUUGGAAGAGGCGAGCUAGUUUUAGACCCGUUUAAGAUCUCUCAGAGGUAUCUCAAGAGAGACUUUACUCUUGAUUUGCUUGCAGCUCUUCCUAUUCCACAGGUAAUGACAUGGCUCCCAUUUUUCGACAAUUCGGAAAUGAUGAGCACGAAAAUCAGCGUACUAUACUUCAUCAUAAUCCAGUUCUUCCUGAGGCUUUAUCUUGUAUUUAAACUUACAUCUCAUAUAACACAAGAAGCCGGUGUGGUGGCUGAAUCGACAUUAUCAGGGUCUGUUUAUAACAUACUCCUCUUUCUAUUGGCAGCUCAUGUUUUUGGAUCCUGCUAUUACCUUCUAGCUAUUGUGAGGCAAGGAAUGUGUUGGAAAGAGGUAUGCAAUCUUGAAGAACCAGCCUGCGGUGAGCGGUAUUUCAACUGUCGUUUCCUUGAUGAAGCUGGCCGAGCCUCGUGGUAUCAAUCAAGCAAUAUCACUAAUAUGUGUGGACCCGAAACAGAUUUUUUCGAAUACGGGCUGGUUUCUGAUGCUGUAGACUUUACAGUUGCAUCUUUGGAGUUUUUCACUAAAUACUCUUAUUGUCUUUGGUGGGGACUCAGAGCUUUAAGCUCGAGAGCUGAGGAAGUUCAAGCAAGUACAUUUUUUGCCGAAACACAUUUCUGCAUAGUCAUUUCGCUUACGGGACUGUUGCUUCUUGCUAUGAUUAUUGGCACCAUGGAGACAUACAUUGAAUCAAGAACCGAGAGACUAGAAGAGUAUAGGAUCCAACAGAUGGAUACCGAAGAAUAUAUGAGCCAUAGGCAACUGCCGCAUGAAAUGAAGGAGCGCGUACGCAAACACAAUCUUUACAGAUGGAUUAAACAUAGGAAUGUUGAAGAAGAAGCUAUUAUGGAGUCCCUUCCUUUGGAUGUUAGAAGAGAUAUUAAGCAUCACAUAUGCAUCGAACUAGUUAGACGAGUUCCACUGUUCGAACAAAUGGAUGAGCGCACGGUGGAUGCAAUAUGCGACCGAUUAAGACCUGUUAUCUGCAUAUCCGGAACUUGUUUAUUACGCGAAGGAGACCCGACCAACGAUAUGUUUUUCAUCAUGCAUGGUCAGCUAGACUCCUACACUACAGGUGGAGGCCGAACGGGUUUUUGGAACCAAUGCCAGAUUGGGCCGGGGGACUUCUGUGGCGAGGAGCUGCUGACAUGGGCGCUGGACCCACGUUCAACCGACAUCCUACCAUUGUCUACGCGGACAGUCACAUCAGUUGCUGAUGUGGAAGCAUUCGCUCUUUCUGCUGAGGACUUGACGUUCGUCGCCACACAGUUUCGCAAGCUGCACAACAAGAAGCUGAGGCAUACGUUUCGGGUUCACUCACACCAGUGGAGGACUUGGGCUGCUUGUUAUAUACAAGCUGCUUGGAAACGGUAUAAAAGGCGCAAGUUGGUUAGUAUGCUUAAGGCUAAAGAGAAUUAUAACAAAGUGAAUCUUAGUGAGCAAAGCCGGAACAAAGCAAGGAUUAGGGAGACUGGACUAUCUUUGCAUACAAAGACUGAUAGAAGAGGUGAGAUAUUUGAAUCCGAUGAGAUUAUUCGUACCCCGGUCCCAAAGCCAAAGGAUCCUGACUAUUUUGAUUGAGAGUUUGUGAAUCGGGUCGUGUUCUUCGUUGAAAUAAUGUGUGUACAUCACCUUUGUUUUUGUUAAAAUGGUCAUAUAAGAUGUAACAAAAUCAGUUUGGGCCAAAAACCCUAUUACCAUUCAGUUGAAUAGUUGAAAUCGGUAUGUAACCCAGUUUCAACCCAAACCAGUUUGGGCCAAAAACCCUGUUACCAUUCA
Helianthus annuus (common sunflower) is the source of this 2464-nucleotide messenger RNA. RefSeq names its product protein CNGC15b-like. The record is from RefSeq and is a predicted model, not a curated record. Gene Ontology annotation, molecular function: monoatomic ion channel activity. The coding region runs from base 269 to 2266 and encodes 665 amino acids. Gene Ontology annotation, biological process: transmembrane transport; monoatomic ion transport. Lineage: Eukaryota; Viridiplantae; Streptophyta; Magnoliopsida; Asterales; Asteraceae. Gene Ontology annotation, cellular component: membrane. The transcript is spliced from 6 exons.